Cottoperca gobio is the source of this 5623-nucleotide messenger RNA. RefSeq names its product epsin 2 (gene epn2). The record is from RefSeq and is a predicted model, not a curated record. The transcript is spliced from 10 exons. Gene Ontology annotation, cellular component: endosome; plasma membrane; clathrin vesicle coat. Gene Ontology annotation, molecular function: phospholipid binding; clathrin binding. Bases 555 to 2306 code for a protein of 583 amino acids. Gene Ontology annotation, biological process: endocytosis. NCBI's taxonomy places the organism in Eukaryota, Metazoa, Chordata, Actinopteri, Perciformes, Bovichtidae.
GAUACGUGUAGCCUGGCUUUAGCUGGCUUAGCAUUAGCAACACAUAGCUAGGCGGAGGCGCAACAAGCUCCCUGAACGCCGAAAUAAGUACUCUAUCUUGAUUUUUCAUUGGAAUUGACGAAACUCGUUUAUGGGUUUAUAUCCCUGGAGGAACAGCUGAACCCGACGUAGCCCUAACGAUAUGGUGAUGGCGUGGUCAUGUGUGCAGCCAGCACUGUGUGUGUGGAGAUGGUUUUAACAGACGCUGUUCUGGAGGACUCAGGAACCCUGCACUGGCCUGGAGAAGCCUCAUAAACAAACAUACACAACACACACCAACCUGUACACGAGAAGAUUCACACACACACACAUACACACGCCACCGCCGUGCCUUGAGAAAGGACACAGGCGCACGGACACAUAAAAGCAGCUUCACCUGAAGCGCACACACACACACACAUUGUACACCAUCUGUGUGUGUGUUAGCCCCUUCAACCAAACAUUUUGGUGUCCUCGCUCCCGUGUGAGGGUGUACGGUUGUAUUUCUUCCCGUCUGUCCCAUCUCCACCGCCACCAUGCCGAGCUCCACCAUCCGCCGGCAGAUGAAGAACAUGGUGAACAACUACUCUGACGCGGAGAAGAAAGUCAGAGAGGCCACUUCCAACGACCCCUGGGGCCCGUCGUCCUCGCUCAUGUCCGAGAUCGCCGACCUCACCUACAACGUGGUCGCCUUCAGCGAGAUCAUGAGCAUGAUCUGGAAGCGGCUCAACGACCACGGCAAGAACUGGCGCCACGUCUACAAGGCGCUCACCCUGCUCGACUACCUGAUCAAGACGGGCUCAGAGCGAGUGGCGCUGCAGUGCAAAGAGAACAUCUUCGCCAUCCAGACUCUGAAGGACUUCCAGUACAUCGACAGAGACGGCAAAGACCAGGGCAUCAACGUGAGGGAGAAGAGCAAGCAGCUAGUGGUCCUACUCAAAGACGAGGAGCGCCUCAAAGGAGAGAGGUCUCAGGCUUUGAAGACCAAAGAGCGCAUGGCCCAGGUGUCCACAGGGAGCAGUCAGAUGGGUUUUGGCCGAGGCUCGUCUCAGCCCAACCUCUCCACUUCCUACAGCGAAGAGUACGGCAGGUCAGAGGGCUCACCUGCCUCCUACCAUGGCUCCACGUCUCCCAACGCCGGUUCAGAACUGGAGCAGGCCAGACCUCAGACCAGCGGAGAGGAGGAGCUACAGCUGCAACUGGCUCUGGCCAUGAGCAGAGAGGCUGCAGAGCAGGAGGAUCGCAUACGCAGAGGGGACGACCUGAGGCUACAGAUGGCCCUGGAGGAGAGUAAGAAAGGAGGUCCAGAAUCAGGAAAACUGCCCAAGAAGAAGAGAGAGCCACAGUCAUCUUUGAUGGAUCUGAUGAAUGUCCCUGAGCCUGGUGCCACCGCUGACCCCUGGGGCGCAGGGGCUGGAGCUAGGUCCAGGGCAGGGGCCGUGGCCGCGGCCGCCGCUCCAUCAGAAGACCCCUGGCAGUCUUACGGGUCUGCGCCCAAGCCAGCAGCUCCAGUGGACCCAUGGGGCACUACUCCUUCUGUCCCACCCAUGAAGAGCAGCGACCCCUGGGCAUCAAACUCCACUGCUGCCGCUGACCCCUGGAGCUCCGCAGCCCGCCCCAUGAAUUCCAUCACAGGUAGCUUUGACCUGUACAAUGCAUCCAACGGUACGUCUAAAGAGGACUUCUCAGAGUUUGACAGCCUGCGCUCUUCCUCCUCUGUCCCCACUGGCGAUGGAGGCGUAGCAUCCUCUCUCCCCUCCCAAGCCAGUCUCGCUAGCAGCGGCAGCCUGGACCUCUUCGACCCCCUGCCCACCUCCAUGUCCAUGUCCGCCUCCACACACCCAACUAGAAAGACUCCGGAGUCCUUCCUGGGCCCCAACGCUGCCCUGGUCAACCUGGACUCUCUGGUGACCAAACCAGCCCAGCCCGCGCCGGUCGCCAACCCAUUCUUAGGGUCAACAGGUGGGCCCGCUCCAGCUCUAGUUCAACAAGCAGCCAACCCCUUCCAAGUGAGCCAGCCAGCGCCCCCCACCCUCAACCAGAUGCGGGUCAGCCCCAUGCCCUCCGGUUUCGGCAUGGUCGAGCCCAUAGCCGUCUCCUCCAUGCCCUCUCAGCCCAUCACCAUGGUCCCCCUUGCGGGCAUAGCCCCUAUGGCCCGUGGGAUGCCCGGGAUGGGGGUCGGGGGAGCGGGGAUCCCGGUCUCCAUGUCCAUGCCCCAGCCCCUGAUGAGCAUGCCACCCCAGACUGGGUCGCAGCCCGCCGGAACCACCAACCCCUUCCUUUUGUGAGGGGGUGACCGGGGGACGGCUUGCUCCGGAGUAACCCCUCCUCGCUCUCUUUCUCUCUCUUCCACUUUGGCUCCUUAAGAAGCUUCAAAAUGAACAAGGAGAUGUCUUAUCCCAUUUAUCCAUUUUUUAUAACCAACUCCUAGCCAGGUCGUAGUCCCAGCCUGGCCCCAUCCCACCAUAACACACUCCUUUCCCCCCUACUCCCCCGUCUCUUUGUCUCGAUGCUACAAGCUGCCCAGUCCUGUGUGUUCCAUACUGAUCCGACGACGAUGUUGAUGACCACAAAGAGUUUGCAUCUGUCUACAGACUUAUAGAGUAGCAGUGGUGUUUACAGUUUUUUUCCACCGAGGCGGGAAAUGACCCAGAUACCCCCCCCCACACCCCCAAACCCCUGUCUUGCUUUCAUUCACUCGCCUCCUCUCCCUUACUUCUUCCCUUAGGACUGCUCUUUUCUUCUUCUGUGGUGGAGUGACAGGAGAGUCUGACCAUACUAACGCCAGGAUCUUAUCUCUUCACUAGAGCUAAUCUUUUAUAAGCCCUGUCAGCCCGUCUGUGUGUGUCUGCGUGAGUGAGCGAGCGAGCGCACGUCUCAGUACUUUUACACUGUGUAUAUUCCAGUGGGUUUUACUUAUACACACUGGAGUACGGAUGAGAGAUGGUCAGAUGUGUUUAUACUCUUGUGUGUGUGUAUGCGUGUGUUACUAAGCAGGGAUUUUGCACAAUUUGUUGUCUUUUUUUUUUCUGUCUGCAACUGUUGGGCUCACCGUUACACCUUAGCUAAGGGAGGGCGGCCGGCCGCUAAAACGGCUUAAACGGCCCACACUGCCUCGGCUCGCGGUAUUACUCAGUCACAACUCUCGUCUGGUCACUUCCCGUCAACUCUGACCUUUUUUCCUCCCAAAACUUCCACGUGAACUUUGACCUCCAGGGGUCACAGGAUUAACAAUGAACACUUAUCAAUGGAGGUGAACCCCUUGUCCGAGGGGUUGAAAAGAUGCGUAAACGCAAUUUCUUUUUCCGUCUGUGUGUGUGCACACAAGUGUACUGUUAAUGCUCGGAUACUAACAGCCACAUGUUGAUGUAUUUGUCACUAACCCCCCCCCCCCUCCCCCUCCCCCCAGUGUGUGUUUCAGAGAAAAAGACAUGAACUGUGUUGGCAUCAGUAUUUUGCUAUCUGAACAUAUAGAUGCAGUGAGGCAUCAUGGGACAGUUUUUUUUUUUUUUUUUUGUUUCUAGGGUCAAAGGGAAGAAAAUGGGGUGUGUGUGUGUGUGUGUGCGCAGUUUGCAUGAGAGUUUAGCUUCCAAGUGUACUUUUAAUGAGCAAGUUUUUCCAUUUCUCACUCAGUAAAGUAGAAACUGUCAAGUUAGUUUCUAAAGCGCAAGUCAAAACGGGGGGAUAAUGUAGACAUCUGCAGCCGUGUGUUUGUAUGCGUGUGUGUGCGUGCAACUAUAUAUCAAGGAGUGUUACCAUGGUGACAGGGUUGCAAAGAAAGCUCUGGGUUUAAAGAGCAUGUCAGCCACUCGACAUUGUGAAGAGAGUUUACCUCAGAGUGGAUUUACUGCAGCUAAUCUAUCUGCAAGAACAUUACCUGCUGGACACACACACGCACACGCACUCACACGGGGUUGUUCCAGGACCGGUCUAUUGAUAGAACAGGGAAUCGCACAGCAGUGAGACGUGUCGUGUAAACAAGCAGUUGUUAAUUUUGUUGGUUACUAUUUUUUAUUUUUUAUUUACUUUUUAGGUGUAAAUCCAUAGCCAAGCCUUUCAGAGUUUUGGAGCAGUGUACUAGCUAAGCCAUGUAUCGUCUUCAUUCUCUCUUUCUUUCUUUAUUUUCUGUCAUUGUAGUUUUUUCACCCUAUGGGUAGGCGAUGUAAUUCUCUUCUCUUAGAAGCACAACUGUUACCAAAGUCAUAGCGACUGUGAUUACUGAGGAUGUCGUACUUUGAGUAGUUUGAACAGUAGGGUCACACUUCACUGACAUUUGUUUUUUCUUCUGUUUAUGGAUCCAUUGUUAUGAUUUUUUUUUUUUUUAUAUAUAUAUAUAUAUUUCAGAGCUAUUUUACAGUCUGUUCAGGAGUUUGUGUAAGAAAGUGUUACUGUUGGCUGAAUGUCAGCACAUUUACUGACCGCAAAGCUGAGCGUCUCCGUCUGGUUGAGAAAGGUGUGUGUGUGUGGGAAUACAGCUGAUGAAUUGCGCCCGGUGUAUGGACUUCUCUUUCGGUGACUCUACUCCCUUCAGUUCUGUUGAUAUCACUGCCAAUGUUAUUGCUCUGGAAGGGGUGUUUGUUUUUUGUUUUUUUUCUUGGUGUGCGUUGCCGCCCUCACCUGGUCUGCUGUGGUAUGAUAGCGACACCGCAGGACCGUUGGUAUUUCCACUAAACACAGACCUUCGUUUCUCUCAGGCAAAAAGGAGGGGCAGCUCCAACCGUGUGUGUGAUUUUGGUGAUGAUAAUGCUGAGGAUGAUGAUGAUGAUGACUUUUUAUGCUUGGGGUCCUGAAUGAAUGGAUGUGACACUUACUUGCAGACCAGCAAACAUUUUUGAUCUAAAUAUAUGCAAAAAUUGAAGUUGGGGAAAAGUAAAAAAAUCAAAUUUUAAAAAGAAGACUUAACGCUUGAUGUGUUUUAGAUUUGCUUAUAAAGUCUUGUUUAUUGAAAUGCUACUAUGAUAUUCUAGCUAAGACGUGUCACUUUCUCACUGGCCUUGAUUUCACUGCGGCCUGACCUUUAGCGAUUGUGAAAAAGGUUGUUAUGGAUGCAUUGAAAAAAAUAAAUAAACAACCUUUACUGUCUUGAACAAAUUCAGCACUCCCAAACAGUCAGAUGUCACUGCAGUUGAACACUUUUUCUUGAUCCCUGGCAGCAGAUUCACAGUCAUGGCUAUGGUGCAGUGAAAAUGUGGCCUGUGUGUAGCGAGCUCCUCUGCGUGUUACUAUGUAUUCACUAUGCUUUUAUCAAGAGGACUAACUGACCUUAUGGACUGUCUGUCUUUAUAUGCAUAAACAGCUUCCUUUAACCUUUUCCAUGUCUGUCUAUUUACCCUUCUCAUAGUACUGGGAGCAGGCUGCUUUUUUUUUUUAUUGGAUACGUGCUCAACCUGUUGGCAUUAUAACUGUAUAAUAUAAUUUAUCAUUUGUACUAUUGUAACAUACUGUUCCUCUGUAUACCUUAUUAUUCUGUGUAAUGGGUUUUUGUAGGAAAAGUCACUGUGGUAUUUUAACGGCAUCUAAACAAACGAACGCAGCAGGCCGCACCCUGUUGGAUGAGGACAACUGUAGCUGCAUUGGUUAAAAAAAUAAAAUGUGUAUCACUUCA